Racocetra persica is the source of this 237-nucleotide messenger RNA. The record is from the annotation of a GenBank genome assembly. NCBI's taxonomy places the organism in Eukaryota, Fungi, Glomeromycota, Glomeromycetes, Diversisporales, Gigasporaceae.
AUGCUUAUGUGUGUGGCUCUUGAUAUUCAUCGAUGCAGCAGUCAAAUUCUACAAUUUGAUGAAAAAUAUUUCACUCAUCUGUCAUCGACUCUUUUUAAUGCUGGGAUUCCACGACCUCAAUUUUCAAGUUGUUUUCUUCUGAUAGUGAAGGAUGAUUCAUUUGAAUGCAUCUACGAGACGUUGAAGACGUAUGCCAUAAUCUCGAAAACGGCUCGGGAGCUAAUAAUUACUCGGUGA